AUGUCGCAACCGGAAAAGGACACUGGCACCCCGAGCGACCCCGAAGCCGUUGGCGACGUCGGUGGCUUGGGCGGCUUUUACGGGGGAUACUCGCGGAAAGCGUCGCUCUUCGGUGGUAAAGACGUGUACAUCGGUCCUCGAAUCGGCCCCGUCAUGGAGCACCUCAAGGGCAAAGAUGGCAGCGCGCCCGUGCCGACGGAUUCCAAGGACGAGUCGACGGCCAACGUCAUUCUCAAAUCUCAGCUCGAGGCAGAGGACGGCCACGCUAUCCAGUACCGGACGUGCUCGUGGCAGAAGACGGCCGGACUCCUAUUCAGCGAAUACAUCUGCCUGGCCAUCAUGAGCUUCCCCUGGUCCUAUAGCUACCUGGGCCUCUUCCCCGGAAUCCUGUUUACCGUCUUCGUCGCCAUCACUGUCCAGUACACCAGCCUUGUCCUGUGGAAGUUCUGCCUCCGCCACCCAGAGGUCCGCGACGUCUGCGAUAUCGGCCAGAUGCUGUUCUGGGGCAAGAGCUGGGCCUGGUACGCCACCGCCGUCAUGUUCAUCCUCAACAACACCUUCAUCCAGGCCCUGCACGUCCUCGUCGGCGCAGAGUACCUCAAUACCAUGACGGACAAGAGCUCCGUGGGCGGCUGCCGCACCAUCGAGUUCGGCGUCGUCGUCACAGUCGCCUGCUUCCUCCUCUCACUGCCCCGCACCUUCAGCGUCCUGUCCAAGCUGGGCACUGCCUCGGCCGCCUUCACUUUCAUCUCGGUCGUCCUCGCUACCGCCUUCGCCGGUGCUCAGGGAAAGCCUGCCGGCUAUGACCCUGCUACCCUCGGUGAACCCGUUGUCUCGGCCUUCCCACCCAGGAGCGUCACUUUUGUCCAGGGUGUCUCGGCCUUUCUCAACAUCAGCUACACCUUUAUCGGUCAGAUCACCAUUCCCAGCUUCAUUGCUGAGAUGCGUGAGCCCAAGGACUUUCCCAAAUCUCUCUGGGCCUGUACCAUUGCCGAAAUCAUCAUCUUCAGUAUCGUCGGCGGCGUCAUCUACGCCUACACCGGAACCCAGUACAUGGCCUCGCCGGCCUUUGGCAUCCUCGACGAGACGUACAAGAAGCUUUCCUUCUCCUUCAUGGUGCCCACAAUUCUCUUCCUCGGUAGCCUAUAUGCUAGCGUCACCAGUCGCUUCAUCUUCUUCCGCGCCUUCAAGGGCACCGUCCACAUCAAUGAGCACACUCUUAUGGGAUGGUUGGGAUGGGCUGCGAUUCUGGGCCUCACCUGGAUUGCUGCCUUUAUCAUUGCCAAUGUCAUUCCCUUUUUCUCAUCUCUCCUCUCUGUCAUGUCUUCACUCUUCGACUGCUGGUUUGGCUUCAUCUUCUGGGGAGUAGCCUACUUCCGCAUGCGCACCGCCGACAGGUCCGUCGGCCGCAAAGAGACCCUCAUCAUCGAUGCCUUCGGCAUGAUCUCCAAUGUCUUCUUGAUCGCCAUCGGCAUCUUCUUCAUCUCGGUCGGCACCUACGCCAGUGUCCAGAGCAUCAUUGACUCGUUCGAGGCGGGCGAGGUACCGGGAGUGUUUAGCUGUGCGAGCAACGGGAUAUGA
Geosmithia morbida is the source of this 1581-nucleotide messenger RNA. RefSeq names its product to neutral amino acid permease. The transcript is spliced from 3 exons. Lineage: Eukaryota; Fungi; Ascomycota; Sordariomycetes; Hypocreales; Bionectriaceae. Gene Ontology annotation, molecular function: amino acid transmembrane transporter activity. Gene Ontology annotation, biological process: amino acid transmembrane transport. Gene Ontology annotation, cellular component: vacuolar membrane. The record is from RefSeq and is a predicted model, not a curated record. The coding region runs from base 1 to 1581 and encodes 526 amino acids.